Dendronephthya gigantea is the source of this 353-nucleotide messenger RNA. Its product is annotated as 26S proteasome complex subunit SEM1-like. Lineage: Eukaryota; Metazoa; Cnidaria; Anthozoa; Malacalcyonacea; Nephtheidae. Bases 22 to 273 code for a protein of 83 amino acids. Gene Ontology annotation, cellular component: proteasome regulatory particle, lid subcomplex; proteasome complex. Gene Ontology annotation, biological process: proteasome assembly; double-strand break repair via homologous recombination; mRNA export from nucleus. The transcript has 3 exons. The record is from RefSeq and is a predicted model, not a curated record.
AGUAUCAACCACAGUUUCAAUAUGGCAGCAGAGAAGAAAGCGAGCGAAAAUGGCGAAAAGAAACCAGACUUAGGACUCCUCGAAGAAGACGAUGAAUUCGAAGAGUUCCCAACUGAAGCUUGGACUGGUGAAGAAGAAGAUCAGGACGAAAACCAUAUUUGGCAAGAUGACUGGGAUGAUGACACUGUUGAAGAUGAUUUCUCAAACCAGUUAAGAGCUGAACUAGAAAAACAUGGAUACAAAGUUGAUCAACCAGAAACAAUGAAAACGUAAUGAAAGGAGUUGCAUUUAGACAACAUUGUUGUACAGAACUUUUGUGAUUCUUUUAAUUAUUGAUUUAGCAUUACAUUGUA